AUGCUUCGCAGUCAAAGCAUCUCCAACUUUUCGGACUCGAAGAAAAAGGGGUUUUUAAGCUCACUUCGGUCGCGUAAAUCAUCAAACUCCAGUCUCAACUCAGCUAGCAUAUCAGCUCCAACUUCGAAACCAAGACCAUUAUCACUGCUGGUGUCGUCCAUGACGUUGAAUCGCCACGUACAAGACGAUUUCAAGGAAAACCUCAAUCCUGAAAAAUCGUCAAAAUCAGGCCGCUCUCAGCGUCCAGUGUCGGUUUUGUUCUCCAAUACCAACAACUCGCGCACACUCAAAACGAGACUGAGCACUCCAAACCUCAAGCGAAGUUCCGUAUACCUCGGAUCAAUUGCAGCCCCAGGCAGCCGCGAAUCCAUUGCCAUUCUUCCAGACGCAGCCAGCGACAAGUUGGACGAACAGCUGCUUGAAGACACUAACUCACCAUAUACUCCCGAUGCCGUUGUUGUCACAGACACCAUUCCUGAUGUGUCAACAAUUUCUAUUGAAGACGAGGAGCUCGAUUUGAAAUCACAGAAACUUCAUAGAACCACCAACUAUUAUGGGAUCUCAGAUUUCGUGCUGCUUAUGCUUCAUGAUCAUGUAGAUAGCGAAGCACAAACCUCAUAUCUUCCUAUAAACAACCGAAAAUCAUUAGACAUUGAACGCUUGGAACAGGACAAGAUACGUCGCAGUUUACAAAUGUCACUUCUGAAAGAGUGUAAAGAAUGGAAAUCAAAUUUACAACUCGUGGAAAACGCCAUAUUCAUAAGUAUAAAAAGUGCAUCCAAUGAUGACUUUUUAGAUCAGCUCGAGGACCUAGAUUACGCGGCUACGUUCAAAUCCGAGCCUUAUAUCGAAGACUUGGUAGUUUAA
Meyerozyma guilliermondii ATCC 6260 is the source of this 867-nucleotide messenger RNA. RefSeq lists its product as uncharacterized. The record is from RefSeq and is a predicted model, not a curated record. Lineage: Eukaryota; Fungi; Ascomycota; Pichiomycetes; Serinales; Debaryomycetaceae. Bases 1 to 867 code for a protein of 288 amino acids. The transcript has a single exon.